AAUUGCAUUCCAGCCGGGCAGGGCCCACACCACAAUUUUUUCCAAUUUACGUCCUCUGUUGUAUUUGUACCCGUUAUCUCCUCGCCGUGAUACACAAGUCGGCUGGGUAAUUGUCCAACUGUUUCCUUCACCACCAUAAAUCAAUCAUAUUUGUAUUUCUUCGUUGGGAACCCAAUUUCAUUCUCUGAGAUUCACAAUUGCUCGAAUGGCUUCCAAACGCAUACUCAAGGAAUUGAAGGACCUGCAGAGAGAUCCGCCCACUUCGUGCAGUGCAGGCCCUGUGGCUGAAGAUAUGUUCCAUUGGCAAGCAACCAUUAUGGGUCCUGGUGAUAGUCCUUAUGCAGGAGGUGUAUUUUUGGUCACUAUUCACUUCCCACCAGACUACCCAUUCAAGCCUCCAAAGGUUGCCUUCAGGACAAAAGUGUUUCAUCCAAAUAUCAAUAGCAAUGGGAAUAUUUGUCUGGACAUCUUGAAGGAGCAAUGGAGUCCUGCAUUGACUAUUUCCAAGGUGUUGCUGUCAAUUUGCUCAUUGCUCACUGACCCAAACCCGGAUGAUCCUUUGGUUCCUGAAAUUGCCCAUAUGUACAAGAAUGAUAAAGGGAAGUAUGAGUCCACUGCACGCAAUUGGACCCAAAAAUAUGCUAUGGCCUAGACUAGUAUCGUUGUAAUAUUCUCUUGCCAGAUGAAUGUGCGAUUCAUCUGUUUGGAGGAUUAUCUUGGUCUUAAAUAAAAUAAUAUAUAUUUUUUGUUA
Messenger RNA from Cryptomeria japonica (Japanese cedar), 751 nucleotides. Its product is annotated as ubiquitin-conjugating enzyme E2 10. The record is from RefSeq and is a predicted model, not a curated record. Gene Ontology annotation, cellular component: nucleus. Gene Ontology annotation, biological process: protein polyubiquitination. Gene Ontology annotation, molecular function: ubiquitin conjugating enzyme activity. The coding region runs from base 206 to 652 and encodes 148 amino acids. Lineage: Eukaryota; Viridiplantae; Streptophyta; Pinopsida; Cupressales; Cupressaceae. The transcript is spliced from 4 exons.